This is a messenger RNA of Aspergillus vadensis CBS 113365, 799 nucleotides long. RefSeq lists its product as uncharacterized. The transcript has a single exon. The record is from RefSeq and is a predicted model, not a curated record. Bases 218 to 706 code for a protein of 162 amino acids. NCBI's taxonomy places the organism in Eukaryota, Fungi, Ascomycota, Eurotiomycetes, Eurotiales, Aspergillaceae.
ACACCAAGGAGUCUCGUGGAUUCGGUUUCGUCAAGAUGGUUACUGCCGAGCAGGCCGAUGCCGCUAAGGAGGGUCUCCAGGGCGAGGUCAUCGAAGGCCGCACCCUGAGCAUCGAGAAGGCUCGCCGUAGCCGUCCCAGAACCCCGACUCCCGGAAAGUACUUUGGUCCUCCCAAGCGUGGUUAGUUAUUGUCCAGACUCCCUCUGUAUAUUGAUAUAUGGCUUAUGUGUGUUCAAUCUUGUUAGAUUUCCGUGGAGGUCACCGUGGCGGCCGUGGCGAUCGCUAUGAUGAUCGUCGUGGUCCUUACGGUGGUAGCUGGCGCCGUGGUGACGACUACCGUUAUGGCCGCUAUGACUCCUACAGCGACCGCCGCGACUAUGGUGGUCGUGACUACCGUGACUACGGUGGCCGCCGUGACUACCGUGAUGACUAUGGUUACCGCGGUGGUGGCAGCAGCGGUGGCAUUGAUCGCUAUGCUUCCGGUGGCCGCGAGGACCGUUACAGCCGCGACGACCGUCGUGACGACCGCCGUGAGGAGCGUCGUGGCGGCAGCGGUGGUGGCUACUAUGACCGCGAUGCUAACCCCCCGAGUUACGGCUCCGCAGCUCCUGCUCGUGAUGCCUACGCAGGCGGCGGUGGCGGCAGCAGCGCUGGCGGCGGCGGCCGUUCCUAUGACCCCCGUGACGACCGUUACAGCACUAGGUAGGUGAAGUUUUGAUUGAUCUGGACGGUCGGAACAAGGCCCAGAGCACGUAACCUCGUCCAGUGAUGGGUCUGUUUAGCCUCCGCGCUUCUUUCA